CAAUUUUAAAAAACCAACAAUAACAACAAUAGUAGUUAUAAAUUUUAUAUCAUAUUAUUACAAUAAUCAAAACAUAAUAUUUUUUUCAUGUAUAUAUAGAAAUAAUAAUUUAUUUAUUUAUGAAGUAUACACAUAAAAAUAUUCAUAUAUGUUAUCUUUUUUUAACUCACAACAAUUUUUUUUUUUUUUUUUUUAAUUUUUUUUGUAUGUUUUAUUUUUAAUAUUUUUUAUACAUAUCUAUCAUUAAUUAAACAUAUAACAUAAUACUAAUCCAUUUCCUUUGAAAUUAAUAGUAUAUAGAAUUAAAGUAAUAACAAAUAAUAUAAUUAUAUAAUAUUAAAUAAAGGAUUAAAAAGAAAAAAACAAUAAUAAUAAUAAUAAUCAAAAAUAUAAUAUAUAUAUUAGAAAAAAAAAGUAAAAAUUAAAAAUGUUAAACUCAAAACAUUCAGAACCUCAAUUAAUUAAUGAUAAAAAAGAUAUAUUAAUUAAAGAACAACAACAAGUAGCCUCAUCAUCAUCUUUGAAUACUAAUAAAGCAUAUCAAUAUGAAAUCGUUAAACAAGUAGGUCAAGGUACAUUUGGUAAAGUUUAUGAAGCAAAGAAUCAAGAUAACAAAAGAGUAGCAAUCAAAAAAGUGGAAAAAUCAAACCAUUUUAUAAGUAGAGAAUAUGAUAUCCUAAAGAUAGUUCAACACCAAAAUUGUUUAAGAAUAUUGGAUAUUUUUUAUACAUCUGAAGAAAAUAAAAAGAUGCAAAAUUUAGUUUUUGAUUUUAUUCCCUAUACUUUAGCAAAUUUAUUAAAGAAAAGACAAUUAUCAAUUAAUUUUAUUAGAGUUUUAUUUUAUCAAUUAUGCCAAGCUAUAAAACAUAUUCAUUCAAAGAACAUUUGUCACAGAGAUAUCACACCAAACAAUAUUCUUUUAAGCUCAAAAGGUGAAUUAACCUUGGCUGAUUUUGGAAGUGCUAAGAUUUUAGAACCAAACCAUACCAGUAUGUCCUAUAUCUGUUCAAGAUAUUAUAGAGCACCCGAACUUUUGGUUGGUUGCUCAAACUAUACAACAAAAAUUGAUAUUUGGUCUAUUGGUUGUAUUUUAGCUGAAAUGUUAAUAGGAAAACCAUUAUUCCCAGGUACCAACUCAAACGAUCAAUUAGGUAGAAUUAUCGAGGUUUUAGGUUCCCCAACAAAAGAAGAUAUGGAAUCAAUGAAACCAAGCAAGCCAUAUCAUCUUCAGUUACCAAAUAUUAGCCCAAAAUUUUUAGAUACUUUACAUAACAUUGAAGAUAAAUCAGUUAUAGAUUUAUUAUCAAAAAUUUUUAUUUUUGAUCCAAUUAAAAGAGCAUCAAUUGAAGAAAUUAUUGCUCAUCCAUUUUUAAGAGAUGCCAAUUUAAAUAAUUUAGAAUUGUUCGAUGAAAUGAAAUGUUUUUCAACAAAUAACAAAGUUAGUGCCAAUCACACCUCUUCAUCAUCAUCGACAACCACCAUUUCCAAUAUGAACUCUUUGACCAGUUCAAGUAGCAAUAAUAAAACAGCAUCAGAGAGCUAUCUCUCCAGAUUAAAUACAAGCGCAAUGACAAGUACAAAUAAUUUAAAAAGUACUGAUGGAAAAUCUUCAAAUUCAAACAACAUCCCAAGUUUGAAUAAUAGCAAUAAUGGUGUUAGUAUAAAUACUAUUUAAAAACAAUCAAUAAAAAACAACAUAAAUCAAAUCUAAAUUUUAAAAACAAAAAAAAAACAAAAAAAAUAUAUUCUAACAAUUGUAAUACAAUAUAAUAAAUUACAACCAAAAUAAAUAAUAUAUAAUGCGCAUGUACAUAACACAUAAAAUAAAUAACACUCAAUGAUAUAAUAUAGUAUAUAAAAUUUAAAAUUUAAAAUAAAAUAAUUAAAAUUAAAAUAU
Dictyostelium purpureum is the source of this 1897-nucleotide messenger RNA. RefSeq lists its product as uncharacterized. Gene Ontology annotation, molecular function: ATP binding; protein serine/threonine kinase activity. Lineage: Eukaryota; Evosea; Eumycetozoa; Dictyosteliales; Dictyosteliaceae. The transcript has 4 exons. Bases 428 to 1675 code for a protein of 415 amino acids. Gene Ontology annotation, biological process: signal transduction; protein phosphorylation. Gene Ontology annotation, cellular component: cytoplasm. The record is from RefSeq and is a predicted model, not a curated record.